Adelges cooleyi (spruce gall adelgid) is the source of this 2539-nucleotide messenger RNA. RefSeq names its product cell division control protein 45 homolog. The record is from RefSeq and is a predicted model, not a curated record. Bases 614 to 2362 code for a protein of 582 amino acids. The transcript is spliced from 14 exons. Gene Ontology annotation, molecular function: DNA replication origin binding; single-stranded DNA binding; chromatin binding. Gene Ontology annotation, cellular component: DNA replication preinitiation complex. Lineage: Eukaryota; Metazoa; Arthropoda; Insecta; Hemiptera; Adelgidae. Gene Ontology annotation, biological process: double-strand break repair via break-induced replication; mitotic DNA replication preinitiation complex assembly; DNA replication initiation.
UUUUAUACGUACCGAUUUAAUAUUUUGUUUGUAUCUUCAAUGGUAUCCUGUGCUUAUCAUUCGAUUGCAGUGAACAGCCAGUAGAAAAUCGAAUACACCCAUCUUAGGGGGAGGGAAAUACAGAGUAAUAAUAUUUUAGGUUAUACCGCGAAUUUUUCCGUUGUUUUUUUACUUUUGUUAUUAUUUUCCAUUUCUUAUCGAGUAGGUAGUGAAUUUUUUUUUUUUUUUUUUACCAAUCGGCAAUCAUAAUAAAAACAAUAGUAAAUCUCCUCGGCGGGGCUGUGAUAUCUGUGAAUUUUCGGUUUAAACAAAAAGUUCAACUCAAAUCGUUGACCAGCGCGGAGCUCCUAUCUCGUAUUUCAGUCAGUACAUAAAAAUAACAUAAUAAUACUUGUACACCGAAUAUAGACGGACGACCGGAGAAAACUGCUGCAAUUCUUGUCUGAUGAACAAUGCUGUUGCUGAACAUCAUUCAUAGAAACAAAGACGAAUGCUUCUUGCUGAUAUUGGCGUUACUACUUUACUACGUGAUGAUAUUCCUAGAAGAAGCUGAGAAACUACGUUGAAAUCGAGACGCAUGCAACACUGAAUAGAGAAGCUCGUUAAUGUCAUAAUGUUUGUCGACGACUUAGUGAAAGGAUUUUAUGAAGUCAUUUUAAAAAAUAGAGUAUUGAUUCUGGUAAAUUAUGAUGUGGAUGCAAUUUGUGCCGUGAAAAUUCUUCAAAGCAUUUUACGUUUCGACAACAUAAUUUAUGUACUUGUGCCAGUAAAGACGUUAACAGAAUUGAAGAAAGCUUACGAAGAGCAAAAAGUUGAUGUUAGACAUGUAGUUUUAAUAAAUUGUGGAGGUACAACAGAUAUUAUUGAAGAACUGGAGCCAGAUGAAGAUAUAAUUUUUUUCAUUAUCGACAGUCAUAGACCUACUGACGUUUGCAAUAUAUACAGUAGCUCUCAGGUUAGAAUACUAGCGCCUCCAGAAGAUGAUGAAAAAAUUCCAGAUUUUGAAGAUAUUUUCAACGAAAAUGAAUCGUCAAAUGAAGAGCUGGAUUCUGACGAUGUAGAUGACGACGACGAAAAUGACACUGUCGAAGAACAACAGAAUAAAAGAAGAAAACUAGAUCAAAAUGCAUUAGUUAAAAGAAGAGAACGUCGAAGCUGGGAAGAAAAUAGAAAAAAAUUAUUAUUUGAUUAUACCCAAUUUACGUAUUAUGGACGAUCGAGUGCCAUUUUAAUGUUUGAUCUAUCAUGGAAAUUGCACAGGGAAUCUAUCGAUUUGUUAUGGUGGGGCAUUGUGGGUGUAACUGAGCAAUACAUUUUAGGUAAAACUGAACGCAUGCGUUAUUUAAAAGAAGUUGAAUUAAUCGCCGGUCAUAUUGGUCGUAUUAGUGAAACUGCUGGUAAUAAUGAUGAUUCUGAAACUAUGUCACAAACGUCAUUAACCAAACCUUCAAAUACUUCAAUACAGCUUCGAAUAGAAUCUGAAAAAGAUUUAUUAUUAGCCUUGUACAGACAUUGGACUAUUGAAUCUAGCCUUCGGUACUCAAUGUUUACAGCAGUCUCGUUGAAACUUUGGACAAUCAAAGGUGAAAAAAGACUGAAACAAAUAUUAGCAGAAAUGGGAUUGCCGUUGGCUGAGAGUCGGCAAAUGUACCAUUCGAUGGAUUUAAGUCUACGUAAACAAUUUUACAGUAUGAUGGAAAAAAUAUCUAACGCCCAUAAUUUAUUGCAAAUGACGUAUCCGUCAUUUAUGUUACAUCAAGGAUUUAAAAAGAGAUACCAGUGUGCCGACUAUGUCUACGCGAUGGUCGCUACACUUGAGAGUAAUUCACGUGAUAAAUCAUCUACCGAAUGUUUUUAUAACACUAUGGAUUCAUUAUCAAGAUCCAAGAAGGAUUUAUUAGACCAAGGAAUUGAAAAGGCCAAAUGGAUAUUGACCAAUAUGUUUAGACAUGUCCAAGCUGCAUUAGAUAUGAGACAGGUUAUUUCAGCAGGACCGUUCUACUAUUUAAUCGUGCAAGAAGGUACUUUGCAUUCUCAACAUUAUUCAAACCCUCAUUGUUUGAUAAUGUUAGCAGCAUUCGCACUAAGAGCGCAAGUUGCUUCCACGCGCAAAACUAAAGCUACUAGAUUGCCGUUAAUAGCCUCGGCUACACUCGAUUCCGAUGAAGAAACGUGCUUGGUGGUCGGUAUUCCACCUAUUACUGAAACAAUGCCCCGAAGUUUUUUCGGAAAAGCAUUUGAACAAGUGGCCAACAAAACAAAAAUGGAUAUAUCUUUAGAUUAUUUUGAUUCGUCUAUUGUAAAAAUGCAAAUCAAAGAUCGUCCAAAGUUUUUUGACGCAUUGACUGCAUUGCUUAGUUGACAAGCAAUAGUCGUGACUUUGUUUUUUAUUAUUAAUUGUUUAAGAGUUCAUUUUGUACAAAUGUGUAAAAAGUAUUUUUUAUAAAAUAUUUAUAAAAAAAAAAAAUUGCUUUAUUAUGUGACAUUGUAACUAUUUAUUUUAUCAAAUUAAACUGUAUAAUAUUUAUAAUAUGGAAAA